Messenger RNA from Argiope bruennichi, 1224 nucleotides. RefSeq names its product cyclin-dependent kinase inhibitor 1C-like. Lineage: Eukaryota; Metazoa; Arthropoda; Arachnida; Araneae; Araneidae. The transcript has 2 exons. The record is from RefSeq and is a predicted model, not a curated record. The coding region runs from base 127 to 570 and encodes 147 amino acids.
CCUAUGUGUAUAAGGUCAGCAAGGGGUCAUCUAUGGUGUUAGGCUAUAAAGAGAGGAUAGCACUGGACUGCUUGUUACUCCAUGAACGCAUUGUAAACACAUUGCUGCUCCCAUCACAUUACCAACAUGAUUCACAUAAAAGUAUUUCUCCUGUUCACCGUGCUGAUCCUAGCCAGUUGUACCACAUUACCGGAGCAGCCCCCAUCACAACCAGCUGCCGACCCCACUACUGCCAAACCUGAACCAGAAGUCUCCAAGGAACCAGUGAAACAGCCGCACACUCAUGAAGAGCACCCGGCAGAGAAUCCUGACCAUUCAGAUCAUCCAGGCCAUGAGAAUGAUCCAAAACCAGUAAAAGAGCCCAAACACCAUCAUGAAGGUGACCAUGACCAUGAUGAAAAAGGUGAUGACGGACAUGACCACAGACAACACACCGAACAACCAGAAAUUAAGAAGGAAAACCAGGAAGACAAACCCAAACCUACCCAAUCAGAUGAAGUUAAAGAAAGUGACAAUGAAACACAAGAAGCUCGAUUCAAAAGAGGCUUAUGGAGACGCAGACUUGACUAGAUGACAAACAAACAAACACUUUUUUUCUUUUUCAUUUUUUUUUCUCAGGCCAGGUGUAGCAAUAUAAAGGUUUAGAGGAACGCUAAAACAUAAAAACUUCGACAACCGCGUUAUUACAAGACUCUGUAUCAAGACAUAUCUUAUUUUAAAACAAUGAACUAUAAAGUAACCACAAUAUCUACGAAAGUAUUUAUAUCCAAAAUUUCAAAAGAUAUCCACUUUUUGAAUUAAUAAAAUGUAAUAACACUGCUUUUCAUUUUCCAAUAUGUUUCCAUUAUAAGUUGUUCAGUAUUCAUUGUUAGGUAGAAUUUUCGAAUAUAUAUAAGUAGAUGUUACCAUUUAUUUAUUUCAAUAUGUUUGCAUUUAUUAGGGCCUAAUGUGAUCAAAGUAAAUGUAAAAUAUGUGUUUUUAGUUGUGAAGUUUAUCUAGUUUUUAAUUGUGAUGCAAGCAUUUUUUGAGUAUUGUGAUUCACAUUUUGAUGCUUUAUCAUUGCCUUUGCUCAUAAAUAAUGCUUACGUAGUUUCCGGGUUUUGCAAAUAAUGACAAAUGAAAUCAGAAUGCAUCAUUUUGUUUCGCUUUGUCACGCGUAGUGCUAUUGUAACAAUCUUCAUUAUUUUGCAAAUGCUGUCAUUUGAAUAAAACAUUUGAGUUUUA